Eupeodes corollae is the source of this 4285-nucleotide messenger RNA. RefSeq names its product open rectifier potassium channel protein 1 (gene Ork1). NCBI's taxonomy places the organism in Eukaryota, Metazoa, Arthropoda, Insecta, Diptera, Syrphidae. The transcript has 7 exons. Gene Ontology annotation, molecular function: potassium ion leak channel activity. Gene Ontology annotation, biological process: potassium ion transmembrane transport; stabilization of membrane potential. Gene Ontology annotation, cellular component: membrane. The record is from RefSeq and is a predicted model, not a curated record. The coding region runs from base 1101 to 3893 and encodes 930 amino acids.
UGCGUUCUCUCUCCGCAGCCGGUAAGCUUACAUAAGCACUUAGCACAGUUCGACGAUAUUUUCUUAAUCAGCACCACGCCAAGCAAUGUCUACUACGAGUAUACCCAGGCCCAGUCAGGGUAAGUACAAUAAUGUGGAGCGUUCUGUUCUGCUUAGAAGUGCUCCACAUACGAUCGAUUCGAUUUUGGAGGGGUGUGUUGAGUGUUGGUUUCGCAGAGACAACAAACGCCACACAUAUUAUCAAAAGAAAAUUUCAGGCAAAAAUCGCUUAGUAUUUGUAAGAACAUUCUGCUCUCGAUGUCGCUGCUGUCGCUGACGCUCAACGCUGACGCUGGGGCUGGGUUGGCUUCGGCUGGCAGAGGCAGUUAUGUUUUGAUGGUAGAGAUUUGAUAUAUUUUUUCUGUCCAGUCGUAGUCGUAUAACGAUCGUGUAAAAGCUCACUUCCGAAGUGGUCACCGUGAGCGUUCCCUUAUACCCUGGACUUUAUCUAACACGGUGCACACAAUUUUCUUAAGUUCAUUUGUUUUGUAAGAAAUGAGCUUGACUACUUGUUCGAAAACAAACAAACUAACUGAAUGUCUGCGCAUAUUUGCGUCCCGCCGCGUUUUGAUGCUUAAAUUUUGUUCUCACAAAAACAAACCUCAGUUAUCUAUAGUCUCGGUUAAAAAUAUCAAGCAAAGGAAAUACUCGUAAUUAUCAUCGAAAUUGUUUUUAUUUCCCAUCAUAAAUAUCACAAAUGCAAAAAGGAUAAAUUAUCAAUUUUAAUUUAAAUAACUCAAGAAAUAUGGAUACAAAAAUACACUCAAAAAGCUGGUGAUCGAUGAGAGAAUAAUGUACCUAUUAAUUAAUUGAUUCGAUAAGGAUCUUUAUAUGUUGUGUUUUUCUGUUUUUGGGGACGCCAAGUUGUGCAUACAAAUAUAUCGUUUAAGAGGUUUUUUAUCCGAUAUGAUAAGAAAGUUUGUAAGAAGUUGUUAAUCAAGUAGAUAUCGGUGAAAACUGAUCAUUCAAAGUGUGAAACACUAAACAAACAUGCUUAAUGUCUAAGUGUUUUUUUUUUAUUUCGAAGUAUAAGAAGUUAAAUUUAUACCGAGUAUUAAAAAAUGAUGUCGCCAAAAAGAUGGAUCCUUCUGCUGAUAUUUUAUAUAACAUAUUUAAUGUUAGGUGCAGUUUUUUACUACCACAUUGAACACAAUCUAGAAAAAGAAAGACGCGCAACCCAAUUGUUGGAAAGAAUAGAGAUCAACGAGUACCUUACUUACCAACUUGGGUCCAAAAACGAGUCUGUACAAAAUGACGUUCUUGAAAGAAUCACAGAAUAUUGUGGAAAGCCGGUAACAAAUUAUACAACUGAUACAUUUGAAGAACCAUAUACUUGGACAUUUUACCACGCGUUCUUUUUCUCCUUCACGGUUCUUUCAACUGUAGGCUAUGGAAAUCUUGCACCAACAACAACCCUUGGCCGUACAAUAAUGAUUGCAUAUUCCCUUAUAGGUAUACCCAUCAAUGGUAUUUUAUUUUCGGGUUUGGGAGAUUUUUUCAGUAAAACGUUUAUUUCAAUCUAUACACGAUAUAAGAAUUAUAAGAUAACGAAUGAUAUUCGUUAUGUUCCUCCACAACUGAGUUUGCUUGCAACGGUUUGUAUAGCAUUAGUUCCGGGCAUAACCUUUUCCAUUAUUUUGCCGUCGUUAAUGUUUUCCUAUUUUGAAAAUUGGUCUUUUGCAACAUCGGUGUAUUAUUCUUAUGUUACUAUGACAACGAUUGGAUUUGGUGAUUUUGUGCCAACCUUUCAACCGCAUCAACCUCGCAAGUUUGGAGGACUAUUUACUGUUUAUCAAAUAUUUAUUAUAGUUUGGUUUAUAUUCUCAUUGGGAUAUCUUGUUAUGAUUAUGACAUUCAUUAGCAAAGGCCUUCGAAGUAAAAAGCUAGCAAUGCUUGAAUAUCAGCUAUCGGAAAACAUCAAAGCUACGCAGAAUCGCAUAUGGAGCGGAGUCACAAAGGAUGUUGGCUACUUAAGGCGAAUCCUAAAUGAGCUUUAUAUAAUUAAAUUUAAGCCAGUAUACAAUGAGCCAUUAUACUUAACAGAAAAACGUUCGAUAUCAUGUCCUGAUCUGAGCAUGUAUCGAAUGGAUGCGCCAAUUAUUCACAGAAAAAGGGCAUUCUCGGAGUGUAUUGGUGCAAUGGAUCAACCUCUGAGUGGCUCACCGCCAUAUAGAACAUCAUCCGAUACAGAAUUGAGCAAUAUAAAUAAACAAAAGACAUUUGAAACUGCUGAAAAUUUCAAACAAACAACAGAACUUUUGGCACAAGUUGUAAAUGCUUUGGCAAGCAUACGACCACCCGAAGGCGAAGCUACCAUUCAUUCAACUGGAUUCGAUGGUGGUUAUCAUGGGCUUAAUGAUUCACAGAUUUUGUCAAGCGAAUGGUCAUUUCAAACGGGAAUGGACACCAUACCGAAAAGAGGACGUGCAUUUUCUGAUUUUAAUCUUAAUUUCAAGCCAAAUGUUAUACAUCCAUUGUCAAAUGAAUGGACAUGGAGUGGUGAUAAUGUUCAAAUCCAACAAGCAAUCAAUACGCGCUUCAGGAAAAAACGGCAAUCACCAGAAGAAAAUUACAAGACAAUGUACACAAAUCCAUAUCCAGGUGGUGUUGUUGGUGAUAUUGAUGAUCCAGGUACAAGCAAGCCACGUAGAAAAUUCUCUGUGUCCGAAGGAGGCAAGCAACUGCUGCGCAAAUUGAAUCCAUUUAGAAAGCGUUCAUCUCAGGGUUUCAUAGAUGCCAACAGUAUUUCAGAUAGAAAAUUCUCAAUAGCCAGUGUACCCGAGGUUCCUGAUUGGAUAACUUCGAGGCAAGACUACUAUAGUACCAUAAAUGUUUGUCAAUCCAAUGAAAAAAACAAAACAUCGGUUACGGAUGGUAUGAUGGGAAUUGGUACAGAUGCUGGUGAAUCCAAUGUCUUCAAUCGGAAGAGUGCAGGUUUUGGAAUUGACGAAAAUGAAGCCACAAACAACCCACAACCAAUGUUUCCACCUGAUGGAAGAGCGAAAAAGCGCCGCGAAAGUUUAUUCACACAAAAUCCAAACAUGCGCCGAGGUAGUAUGUUUAAUACCACCGCUACUGCAAACCGUCGAGGAAGCCUUUUCGUAAAUCAACCAUCGAGAAACAUGAAUAGAGGAGCAAAUCGACGCACAAGUCUUUUUUCAGAGGACAAUGAAGAAGCCUCGAAUCAUGAAAUUCUUGAAAAUACCACAAUAGCUGAUUUAAUUCGAGCUCUCGAGGUUAUGCAUACUCAAGCCGUACUAGGUCAACCGAUGGAAGAGAAUAGCAACGAUCAAAAGAACCGAAAGUAUGGCACAGCAGGAAUUGCCCCAUCAUCUCUUCCUCCUUUCAUGUCAAUAUUAAAUCCAGAAGAAAAGCCGCCGACAGCGGGAAAUAGAUACCAGCGACGUUCGACGAUUAUCGGUACUCCAUCUUUUCCUAGCACCACAUCCAAUAUAUUAAAUCAACGUCAACAAACUAAUGUACCAUCUAUUAGUCUUAACGAACCUCCACCAAGCUACUCUGAGAAGCCAACAGUAAAGUUUAAUAGACGCUUCAGCGUACGCCCUACGAAUCUGCACACUCCACCAGGGAUGGCAGGAAUUCCUAGUUUUAACAUUCCCAGUAGCCAAAAUGCACCACAAAGUGCUGUACAAAGAAGACUCUCUCUAAAGCCAUCACCUCUAUCCAUAGAUGCCAGCCAUGCCCCUUCAACUUUGACCAACAGAGGAUUUUUGACCUCCAGAGGUGCAGCGGCUCCCAGCAGCAGUAGUACACAUUCUCCAUUAUCACGAAUCGUUCAAAUAUCAGAAGCACAGCGAAAGAAUAGUGAACAAAGAGAAAGAGAUUCGAAGUAGUGAAUUAAGUUAAAGUGUUAUUUUAUUUCUUAAUUUUUUCGAAGUAUGGUAUUUACAUGAACUUUUUUUUUGAGUCGAAGAUUCUUAUUCGAAAGACAUAAGAUAGUCGACAAAUUUUCUAUUUCAUUUUCUUCUUAACUUAAGGAAUUUCAAAGAGAGUUUUCAAGAGAAUCUUCAUGUAAAUCCAGACUAACUAUCCGAAGAUGAUAGGCCUUUAAUCAAGACAUUUAAAAGAUAUAGUAUUUUUGAUAGAUUUAUAAGUACCUAGGCUUUAUUGGCAGUUAUAAACCUAAAUGUACCUAUUAUUACCAACCAACUGUUAAUUAUUAUACACACAAAUCAGAACCAUUGAAUGGUAUUAAACGUAAAUAUAUAUUUUGCAAAAAAGUGUA